AUGUCUACAAAUAUCACUUGGCACCCCUCCCUCACCCGCGCUGAGCGCACCACCCUCCGCAAACAACGCGGCUUCACAAUCUGGUUCACCGGGCUUUCUGCCUCUGGAAAAUCCACCAUUGCCACAGCUCUCGAGCAACAUCUUCUCCAUCUCGGACAUGCCGCAUAUCGUCUCGACGGCGACAAUGUCCGCUUUGGACUCAACAAAGAUCUCGGAUUCGACGAGAAGUCCCGCAACGAGAACAUUCGUCGUAUUGCCGAAGUCGCAAAGUUGUUCGCAGAUAGUUGUACCAUCGCUUUAACAUCGUUUAUCUCCCCUUACAAGGCAGAUCGAGCUGUUGCGAGGGAAUUGCAUGAAAAGGCCGCCAAUGGGGAUGACGCUAUUCCUUUCAUUGAGGUUUUCAUCGAUAUUCCUGUUGAGGAGGCAGAGAAGAGAGAUCCAAAGGGAUUGUACAAGAAGGCUAGAGCGGGUGAGAUUAAGGAUUUCACUGGUAUCAGUGCGCCAUAUGAGGAGCCCGAGAAGGCAGAGAUUCAUUUAAGGACGGAUAAGCUGAGUGUGGAGGAGUGUGUGCAGAAGAUUGUGGAAUAUUUGGAGAAGGAGAAGUUGUUGAAAUUGUAG
This is a messenger RNA of Botrytis deweyae, 618 nucleotides long. RefSeq lists its product as uncharacterized. The record is from RefSeq and is a predicted model, not a curated record. The transcript has 2 exons. Gene Ontology annotation, biological process: sulfate assimilation. Bases 1 to 618 code for a protein of 205 amino acids. Gene Ontology annotation, molecular function: adenylylsulfate kinase activity; ATP binding. NCBI's taxonomy places the organism in Eukaryota, Fungi, Ascomycota, Leotiomycetes, Helotiales, Sclerotiniaceae.